GCGAGUGAGGGGGAAACCGGUUUAGUGUGUUGAUAUGGUAUGGCGUGCACCACGCUCAACACGGGUAUGUCGUCAGUUCUGGCUUGGUUAGCUGUAAUUCUAUGUCUGACUGUAUAUUGCGUGGGUUCCUCGCCUCCAAACUUCAUCCUGCUGUUUGCCGAUGACUUGGGCUUUGGGGACCUUGGCUGCUUCGGACACCCCACUUCAGUGACGCAACACCUGGACAAACUUGCCGCUGGAGGACUGCGAUUCACCGACUUUUAUGUGACCAGCCCCGGGUGUAGCCCCUCCAGAGCAUCCCUUCUGACAGGCCGCUACCAGACUCGCUCUGGGAUCUUCCCAGGAGUUCUGUCCCCCGGCUCUAGAGGGGGUCUCCCCCUAAAUGAGACCACCAUCGCUGAGGUCCUGAAGCCCCUGGGCUACAACACGGCCAUGAUGGGGAAGUGGCACCUUGGAGUGGGGCUCAACGGCACAUACCUGCCCACCCGGCAAGGCUUUGACUCCUACCUGGGCAUUCCCUAUUCACAUGACCAGGGCCCCUGUCAUAAUCUAACAUGCUUCCCUCCCGAUGUGAAGUGUUUUGGUUUUUGUGACCGUGGGGUAGUGACAGUUCCUCUGAUACACAACGAGAACAUUGUCCAGCAGCCUGUGGACUUCCUGAAUCUGGAGACGGCCUACAGCAAGUUUGCCAGCAAAUUCAUCAGAAACUCAGUACAGAAGGGCCAGCCAUUUUUCCUCUACUACCCUUCACAUCAUACCCACUACCCCCAGUUUGCGGGGCCCAGGGCAGCUGGGAAGUCCCGGAGAGGGCCGUUUGGAGACGCCCUCAUGGAGCUGGACUUAACCGUUGGAGAGAUCCUACACACACUCAAAGAGACCGGCGUGCUCAACAACACACUCAUCUUCUUCACCGCUGACAACGGUCCUGAGCUGUUGCGCAUGUCCCGUGGCGGUAAUGCUGGACCCAUGAAGUGUGGCAAAGCCACCACCUACGAGGGUGGCAUUAGGGAGCCGGCCAUCGCCUACUGGCACGGCCGCAUCUCACCAGGGGUCACUCAUGAGCUGGCCAGCUCUCUGGACAUUCUGCCCACCUUCGCCAUGCUGGCUGGAGCUCCUCCACCCAAAGUGACCCUGGACGGGGUCGACAUGUCCAAGAUCCUGUUCCAACAAGGACCAAGCAAGAGGGAGUCUAUGUUCUUUUACCCCUUAGACCCCAGUGAGAAGAUUGGUGUGUAUGCUCUCAGGAUGGGCAAGUACAAAGCCCACUACUACACAAGAGGGUCGAUCAAAAGCAGCACCACCCCAGACCAGGACUGCCACGAGACAGCACCCCAGAAGCAGCACGACCCCCCACUUCUCUUUGACCUGGAGGCCGACCCCUCAGAGAACUACAGCCUCUCCCCGCAAGAACACCCAGAAGUGGCCAUAGUGCUCAAGCACAUGCAGCAUCUCCGUGAUGAUUUCCAGGCCUCCAUGGUGUUUGGGGAGAGCCAGGGGGGGCGGGGAACUGACCCUGCUCUGGAGCCCUGCUGCAACCCCUCCUGCACCCCCAAACCGGACUGCUGCACCUGCUGAUGCAUAGGGGAUGGAAGGAAUGAAGGCCAGCAAGACAGAAAAAGGAAGACACAGAGAGAGAAAGACAAUAUGAGAAACAAGGAGGGAGGAGAAAGACCAUGAUGAUUGUAAGACUUGCAGUAAUUGGUCUAAACAUAACUAAUCAGGGAUGCGUUUCUCGAAAGCAUAGUUGUUAGCCAGUUAGCAACUUGGGUAGUUGCCAAUGGGGAAAUGCAUUGCAAACAACGAAGUAGCUAACAUAGUUAGCAACUAUGGUUUUGAGAAUUCACCCCAGAGCACCUCUGGUGCUCACUCGCAUUAGCUUUCUAGGCAUUGUUCAUGUGAAUGGGAUUGAUACAGUAUGAUGAUGUUGUAUGUAAUCUACUACACACAAUCAGCCUGUGAUCAAUCAACAUGUGUACAAUACACACACACACACCUGUCACAGAAUUCACAUUCAGCAAUCUGGGCAUUUCUCACGUUUUCACCAAAAUCAGGUACCUGCCAUUCUCAUUUGGGGGAAAACACAGGAGACUCGUCAUUGAAUUGAAUUGAAUCAUUUAAAUCGUAUGAUGUUAAAACUGUGAGAAGUGGCAACGAAUGAACAUGAAGACAAGUUGUCGCGGCAUGGCAAAAAAAAAGCAAUAUCUACGAAAAUUAGGCUUGAUUGACAUUGGAAAAUAUCCCUACGAAAUCCCUAUCUGCCCCGUUUAUGUCCCCAUUGUCCUUGAUGCAAACAAAAAACUCUUAACACUGGAACGGCAUUGUUGCGUCACUCGCCCGGAACAUUUUCGUGCCCAGAAGAAAUCCCCUGUGACAGAAUGUACGUGUACGGUCAUGCAUGCACCUGUACAUGAGCACAAGCAUUAGAAAGGGAGUUUGAUGGUGCACAUUGGUGUAUGAUAGCACACUGUAUGAGAGACUGUAGGAAUGAAAAUGUGUGGCAUGAUUGUGUUCUGUCUCCCCAAAAAGCCACAAAACCAGGCUGUUCUACUGAGUGUGGGGCAUUCUUGCUACAUUUAGGCAGCUCAUGGUUGAGCUUACUAUCAAAUACCAAGAUGUCCUCUAUUCUAGGACGCCGCACACGCACACACACACACACACACACACACACACACACACACACACACACCUGUGUGCAUUCUAGCCUCUUGCUCUCAUACAGUGUGGGAAAUAAAGCACUGUAUUCUAAGGUAAUUUUUAAAAGGGACCAGGUGUUGAUUUGAUCCUGCUUGUGACGAUGAGUAAUUGAAUCAACAUUUUAGUGAAUAUGAUUUAAUAAAUGAGUGUGUUGUUGUC
This is a messenger RNA of Engraulis encrasicolus (European anchovy), 2853 nucleotides long. Its product is annotated as arylsulfatase A-like. The record is from RefSeq and is a predicted model, not a curated record. Gene Ontology annotation, molecular function: arylsulfatase activity. The transcript has 8 exons. The coding region runs from base 40 to 1575 and encodes 511 amino acids. NCBI's taxonomy places the organism in Eukaryota, Metazoa, Chordata, Actinopteri, Clupeiformes, Engraulidae.